Messenger RNA from Rhinopithecus roxellana (golden snub-nosed monkey), 2052 nucleotides. Its product is annotated as acyl-coenzyme A oxidase-like protein. The record is from RefSeq and is a predicted model, not a curated record. The transcript has 2 exons. Gene Ontology annotation, molecular function: oxidoreductase activity, acting on the CH-CH group of donors. The coding region runs from base 41 to 304 and encodes 87 amino acids. NCBI's taxonomy places the organism in Eukaryota, Metazoa, Chordata, Mammalia, Primates, Cercopithecidae.
GCAUUGGUCCGCCGUCUCACUGUACUGAAUUUCAAGAAUCAUGGCCUACUGCCAGCCAGGUCCGAAGGCGCUAGUCUGGGGAGACUGGAGCAGGUCUCUACUGUUGCUGGAUUUGUGCGACUCGGUGAAGGAUGAUGCCCUGAGGGUGAUCCCCGCCUUUAACAUUCCACACACCAACCUCCACGCACCAAUCGCCGGAAUCUCCAACCCGCGGUCCGCGUGGGCUUUCUACCCUGCACCGCUGCAGCCGCUGCCACGGGAAGGGGCGCGCUCCCAGCGGCCCAAGCUGGGAGCCAAGCUCUAACGGGUGUGGCGGGAAGUGUGGUGACCCGCCUGCCGCUGCCACGACGCUCGCUCCACUGACGCCCGGAGCUGUGGCCGAGGCCGGGGGGAUUUUGGUGGCAAAGCGAAGGUCCCGCUGAGGCUGGCGAGGCGCGCCACUGGCUGCUGGGAAACAGAUCAAGACGGUCGCCUGGUGCGCUGGAUCUCUGUGCACUUUCCCUGAAACCCAGCCUGGCCUGACUGCAACCUCUCCCAACUUCAGUGCCCGAUCCCCUAGACAAUCAGGGUGGGCUCCCCGCUGCGAGCGCGCCCCACAGCCGGGUGCCGCCAAAGGUCUCCUGCUGUUAGCGGUGACUCACAUUCCCAGUGAUUUAGAAAAACUGUGGUGCCGAGUGAACGAAAAAAAAAGCAAACACUCUUAGACAAAAGAAAAAGCUCCACUCUUUCCGUGAGCGGGCAAAAAGGUUCGGUUCAGCAAGUGAUGCUUUUUCAGUGAAUCAGACGCUCUCAGGCUCUGCAAGGAAACGCACGGACUGGGAGAAGGAAAUGGGAGCCUAGAGUUUUGCUCUCGGCAAAACAAGAACUCGGCAUGUCCUUCCAGGCCGGCGGUUUCCGUACAGCAAGACAAGGCGCGGAAAACAUUUUUACCAUCUGACGCUAUAAUCUGUCCUUUAGAAGAGCAUAGGUGAAAAGUUUAAUAAAGAAAUUAAGCGAUGUGGAAGUCAUUCUCGCUGCUUGCAGAGGGCGGGGAGGCGGGCCUGGGCAAUUUCGGAACUAGGAGAGACCACGUCGGCACCGCCUGUGGUCCCGGGCAAGGGCCAUGGAUUUCCCAUUUCUCAGAUCCCAGCUGCCCGACUUCAUUCUUGUUUCUUUCAGUCCAACUCAUCCUCCCUUCUCCCUCCCUCCACGUCUCUUGGCACUGCUCUGCCCGCGUCCACUGCGAGGGAGGUGACCUAAAACCCAUGGGCCCGUCUCUGCGUUCUCUGCGCUCUGGCCCAGUUCUGGGAGGACCUCCCGACGCCGCGGGAGAAGGCUGCAAGGGCUCGAGGCCCCCGACGCGGCCUGGGUCUCGGGGGACACAUGAACCCGCCACCUCUGGCCAGCUUCCUUUUAGUGCCCCAAAUAGGACCACUUAGCCCGUUGCUUCCCCCCGACUCUCUUGUUUUUCAAAGUGUUCACAGGGUCGCGAGAGCGAGCGACGCGGGGGCGGCGAAGCUGCAAGACUGCAAGGCUGCACAGGAACAGACGACAAGAAAUAGGGCUUUCUUCUGCGUGGUUCUUUUCCGGUCCCUAUCUGAGUUGCCCGACCCCGCGGGGAGCGCGGCGCAUUGCGGCGUUCGGCUACCUUCAGGCUCUCAGCCCGCGCAGCAGGUCGCGUUGCUUUUCCCCAGUUGCGGCGCGGGACGGCCGAAGAGCAAAGUUCGUCCGCGGUAGGAACUUCGAGGACCCGUUAGGACAGAUCUCCGGCCUCCGAGUCUACUUAGCCGUGUCCACGCAGGUGCCUUUUCCCUCUUGCAGCGAAAUAACUGGGCGGGGCCCGACGCGCGUACUCCAGCGACUCCGGGAACCCAAGGCCUCUUUCACCUCGCUCAGAAUUCACCCGAAAAUGCGCUGAGACUUUGGCCUGGGGUUGUGGUGUGUCCCACUGACAUUACAGAAGCGCUUAUGAAUUUAAAAACUGAUCCAGGUGGCCGGACGGCGGGACAGCGCCUCCUCACUUGCUCCUCUACGACAAGGCCCCUUCCUUCUCCCCGCCGGCUGCGCUGGUGG